This is a messenger RNA of Suillus subaureus, 692 nucleotides long. RefSeq lists its product as uncharacterized. NCBI's taxonomy places the organism in Eukaryota, Fungi, Basidiomycota, Agaricomycetes, Boletales, Suillaceae. The transcript is spliced from 3 exons. Gene Ontology annotation, biological process: protein phosphorylation. The annotation marks the transcript as partial. Gene Ontology annotation, molecular function: ATP binding; protein kinase activity. The record is from RefSeq and is a predicted model, not a curated record.
AACCCACCAAGGGCAGCCGCGUGCUCUACAUCCUCGUAUUCCCCAAGCUCCACUCAAUCACGGAACUUGACGGCAGAGUGCUUUUCGACGUAUGGCGUCAGUGUAUCUUAUGCCACCUUACUUUGUGGAAGGAAGGUGUCUAUCAUCGAGAUGUCAGCCCAGGGAACCUGAUGUGGUACUGGAAAGACGGCAAGCGGAUAGGUGUGCUAAAUGACUACGAUUUAUCCUCGUUGGCGAAUGUCCAGGGUCCUCAGGGCAACGAGCGCACCGGCACGGUGCCGUUCAUGGCGCGCGAGCUUCUCACUGAAGAAGGUCAACGAGGCAAAGUGAAACACCUAUAUCGCCAUGAUCUGGAGUCAUUUAUGCAGGGAGUCCUUUUACCACGGAAAUUGCGCCCCUUCGACGAGUGGGCAACUUUAGGCGCCAUUGCAUGUGGCGAGAAGAAGUUAGUUUUCCUCAAUAAUAUGACAGCUUCCGCACCCCCAGACAUAGACCAAGUCACAUGGGAUUUCCUUUUGGACUGUUUUUUGGUGCUUAAAAGGGAUGCCGACAACCGGUACUAUCUUCGCCUUAAACGGCCAUCGAGGUCGGGGGAAUGCCACCAGCCCGACGCCGACUCAGAUUUCGAUGCUUUUCUAUCUAAAUUUACAAGUUUAGAGGGUUGGGUCGAGCUCAGCGAACCUUCAAAGUAA